Molecule: messenger RNA, 2241 nt
Organism: Maylandia zebra (zebra mbuna)
Lineage: Eukaryota; Metazoa; Chordata; Actinopteri; Cichliformes; Cichlidae
Source: RefSeq, a predicted model, not a curated record
UCUGCUCACUUAUCAAUAUGGCUCUCUGUCUCAGGAUUAUUUAUAUCAUCACUGGACUAACAGGAGUUCACAGCAUAACUACAGUCAGUAAAGUAUCAGUGAAAACUGGGAAAUCUAUCUCCAUCCCAUGUCUCUAUGAGUCCAAAUACAGAAACCAUGUGAAGUACUUUUGUGAAGGAGCUAAAUGGAGAUCCUGCAACGAUGUAGUAAAAACAAACACAGCAGACCCUUCAGGAAAAUAUUCAAUCUCUGAUGAUAAAAACCAAUUUUUUUUUACUGUAACUAUAAACAAUCUGACAAAUGAAAACACUGAUUACUGGUGUGUGGUGGAGAUUAAUAAUGGACCGGAUUAUGGAGAGCAUUUUCAACUGUCAGUUACCAGUGGGACCCCCAGUCUCUAUGUGGAUCAUCAGAUGAUUACAGGAUACAUUGGAGAAAGCAUAACCAUCAGAUGUCACCACAGUAACUCUGGAGAAAUGAAGUGGUGCAGGCUGGGCAGGAACUGUGUGACAGGAUCAUCUGGAUCCAUAGAUGGAACAACAGUGACCACUUAUAUGAGCGAACCAAAUGUUUUCACAGUGACAAUGAGUGGACUACAGUCAGAGGACAGUGGCUGGUAUUGGUGUGCUAAAGGGGACAUUCAGAUACCAGUAUAUUUAACUGUUACUGAGAAACCAAUCACCACUACUGCCCAUACUUGUACUGGAGAUGGAACAGUUACCACAUUAAAAAAUAAACAACAAAGAGCUUCAUUUGACCUCAAGAUCCUCAUCAUCCGUCUGAGUGUGUUGAUCUUUAUUGUAAUUGUGGUGUUGUUCAUCUGGUUAAUACUGAGACACAAGCAGAGAAAAGCAGACUCAUCAGCCACAGCAAUGGUGGACCAGGAAGUAAUAUACGCCAAUGUGGGAAACAUUAGAUCAGCCUUCCUUCACCGUAGGUUCCCCAUGGCUGCUCAUCUCAUCGUUCUUUUCCUCUUCAGUGUGAAAACAGGAGUUCACAGCACAACUGUAGUCAGUAAAGUUUCAGUAAAAGCUGGAAAAUCUAUCUCCAUCCCAUGUUUCUAUCACUACCAAUACAGAGACCAUGUGAAGUACUUGUGUAAAGGAUAUUUUUGGAGAUUCUGCAAAUAUGCAGUGAAAACAAAUGAAGCAGACCCUUUAGGAAAAUAUUUAAUCUCUGAUGACAAAAAAGAGCAAAUUUUCACUGUGACUAUAAACCAUCUGACAAAUCAAAACACUGAUUACUGGUGUGGACUGAAGAAUACAGCACUAGAUAAUGGAGUGUAUUUUCAGCUGUUAGUUACCAAUGGUACUCCCAGUCUCUAUGUGGAUCAUCAGAGGAUUACAGGAUAUAUUGGAGAAAACAUAACCAUCAGAUGUCACCACAGUAACUCUGGAGAAAUGAAGUGGUGCAGGCUGGGCAGGAACUGUGUGACAGGAUCAUCUGGAUCCAUAGAUGGAACAACAGUGACCGCUCAUAUUAGCGAACCAAAUGUUUUCACAGUGACCAUGAGUGGACUAGGGACGAAGGACAGUGGCUGGUAUUGGUGUGCUGAAGGCGACAUUCAGAUACCAGUAUAUUUAACUGUUACUGAGAACACUACCACCACCCCUACUACUACUGGUAUUACUAUUCACACUGUUAAUGGAAAUGGAAAAUUUACUACAAUGGAGCAAUGGAAUAAUUUUACAAUAGUACAAAAUAGACAACACAGAGCUUCAUUUCCUUCAAAGAUCCUCAUCAUCCCUCUAAGUGUUUUGAUCGUGAUCGUAAUUGUGGUGCUGUUCAUCUGGUUUAUACUCAGACACAAACAGAGCAAAGCAGAAUCAUCAGCCACAGCAAUGGUUGGAGAGGAAGUAACAUACUCUGAAGUUAGAACCAAGAAAAAACGUUUACCCAAGAGUUCAUUUGCUGAAAGUGACAUGGAACUCGUGUAUAGUUCUGUUGUUGAGAAACAGCGUAAUAAAAGGGCUGAAGGAAAAGAAACAGAAGUUACAUACAGCACAUUAGCUAAUCUCUACUGAAAUGCUUUGACAUUCAAACAUUUAUGCAAUCUUAACUUUCUCUGUACCUAUGUUACUGGAGUCCUUGUGAGACAAAUGAUGUAAUGUGUUAUCUGAUGCCAUCAACAUGUUAUGUAGCAAAUAUUUUCUUCAUCUUUUCAAAGAUUUUGUAAAAAAUCUAUUGAGUUGUUCAAAAAUCAAAGUUGUUGUCACAGGCUGGGUCUUUGACCCUGCAUUU